Molecule: messenger RNA, 4215 nt
Organism: Cuscuta epithymum
Lineage: Eukaryota; Viridiplantae; Streptophyta; Magnoliopsida; Solanales; Convolvulaceae
Source: the annotation of a GenBank genome assembly
CGCAAAACUAACAAUUUUAACUCUGCGAACUAACAAUUUUAACUCUGCGGAUGUCCCUCUCGCCCGUCUUUCUGAGAUAUACGAAAAUGGUAGUCUUUCCCUACCCGCCAAAACCCUUCCACUCCUCCAAGGCUCCAACCCCUAGUUUCUAAUCCUACACAUCGAAUUUCUACUCUCAGACUUCACUUUCUAAGUUCAUUGCUUCCGACGACCUAGGGUUUUAAUCGUUUGAUUCCGCUCCCGUAAGAUGUCGUCUCAGCCGCCCCCUGGUAAAAUCCUCCGGUUAGAGCUUGAGAACUUUAAAUCAUACAGUGGAUUCCAAUCAAUUGGGCCGUUCUACGACUUCACAGCUAUCAUUGGGCCCAAUGGAGCUGGCAAGUCUAACCUCAUGGACGCCAUCAGCUUUGUUCUUGGGGUACGCACUGGCCAGCUCCGUGGCGCGCAGUUGAAGGAUCUUAUAUAUGCUUUUGAUGACCGGGAUAAGGAACAGAGGGGCCGAAAAGCUUUUGUCAGGUUGAUCUAUCAGCUGGCUAAUGGUACUGAAAUUCAGUUUACACGCACUAUUACUAGUGCUGGUGGCAGUGAGUACAGGAUUGAUGGCAAGGUGGCAAACUGGGACGAGUACAACGCCAAAUUGAAGUCCCUUAAUAUACUUGUCAAAGCACGAAACUUUCUUGUGUUUCAGGGUGAUGUGGAGUCAAUUGCAUCUAAAAGUCCAAGAGAGCUUACUCUGUUGCUUGAGCAAAUAUCUGGGUCGGAGGAUUUCAAAAAAAGUUACGAGGAACUAGAAGAGAAAAAGGCUAGAGCAGAAGAAGAAAAGACACUUGCAUACCAGAAGAAGAAAACAAUAACUAUUGAGCGAAAACAGAAGAAGGAACAGAAAGAAGAGGCAGAAAGACAUCUCCGCUUACAAAAGGAGCUGAAAGCUUUGAAGCAAGAGCACUUCUUAUGGAAAUUGUUCAAUAUAGAGAAUGAUAUCACAAAAGCCACCAAGGACCUUGAAGAUGAAGAAAUAAGACGAAGGGAAAUUGUUGAUCAACUGGAAAGGUAUGAAAAGGAAGCAAGUCAAAAGAAGAAACAACUAAGUGGAUACUUGAAAGAAGUUGCAUUGCAUGAAAGAAGGAUUGCUGGCAAUAAGAGUGAACUUGACAAGAAUCAAUCAGAAGUUGUGAAAAAGAAGGAAGAAGCAUCUCGCAUUACUUCAAAAAUUAAAAGCGCCCGUAAAGAACUGGAGAAGAGGCAAGGAGAAAAGAAGAAACAUGCUGAGGAGGUUCAGAGACUUCAGAGAGACCUUGCUGAUAUCACUGAACAACUUGAUGAACUGCGCAAAAAAAGUCACGAUGCUGGUGGGAAACUUCAAUUGGCUGACAAUCAGUUGGAGACAUAUCAUCAAAUCAAGGAGGAAGCUGGAAUGAAAACUGCAAAACUGAGGGAUGAAAAGGACGUCUUAGACAGGAAACAGAACAGUGAUACUGAGGUGCUAAAGAAUUUGGAGGAAAAUUUUCAACAGUUACAAAAUCGAAAGCAAGAGCUGGAGUCACAGGAAAAACAAAUGCAAAGUAGAUUGAAAAAAAUUCUAGAGGCAGUGAAAAAACAGAAGGAAGAAUUAACCUUAGCAAUUAAGGAACAGCGUGAGAUGAGAGAUAAACAUGCAGAUUCCAGGCGCAAAUAUGAUAUGUUGAGGUCAAAAAUUGAUGAUGUAGAUAAUCGGCUGCGCGAACUGAAGGCUGACCGACAUGAAAGCGACAGAGAUACGAGAAUCUCUCAAGCAGUUGAAGCAUUGAAGCGUCUCUUUCCUGGUGUUCAUGGUCGUAUGAUUGAUCUCUGUAAGACGACACAAACAAAAUACAACCUUGCUGUAACUGUCGCAAUGGGCAGAUUUAUGGAUGCAGUCGUAGUUGAAGAUGAGCAUACAGGCAAAGAAUGUAUCAAGUAUUUGAAGGACCAAAAGCUUCCUCCCCAGACAUUUAUACCGCUUAAAUCCGUACGAGUAAAACCGGUAAUGGAGAAGCUACGAACAUUACCUGGAACUGCAAAGCUUGUGUUCGAUGUCAUCCAAUUUGAUCCAGCUUUGGAGAGGGCAAUAGUAUUUGCUGUUGGUAAUACCUUAGUAUGUGAUAAGCUUGAUGAAGCCAAGCGUCUUGGCUGGAACGGUGAAAGAUAUAAGGUUGUUACUAUUGAUGGCAUUCUGCUGACAAAAUCGGGUACAAUGACGGGUGGUACUAGCCCUAGUAUGGAAGUACGCUCUCAUAAAUGGGAUGACAAGAAAGUUGAAGAGCUGAAGAAGAAGAAAGAAGCACUUGAAGCAGAUUUGGAGGAACUUGGUUCAAUUAGAGAGAUGCACCUAAAGGAGUCAGAAGUAUCAGGAAAAAUUAGUGGGCUUGAAAAGCAGAUUCACUAUGCAGAAAUUGAACAGAAAAGUAUUGCUGAUAAACUUACAAACUUGAAUCGUGAAAGGGAGACCAUUGAAAAUGAGAUUAAUCGCCUGAAGCCUGAACUUAAGAAGUUGGAAAGUGUCAUUGGUGAAAGGGCUUCUGAGAUCCUUUCUCGAGAGAAGAGAAUCAAUGACAUUGUUGAUCAUAUCUAUAAAAGAUUCAGUGAGUCUGUUGGCGUAAAGAAUAUUCGUGAGUAUGAGGAGCACCAACUCAAGGCUGUAGAACAGAUGGCCGAGGAAAGGCUUAGACUGCACAAUCAAUUAUCGAAGAUUAAAUCUCAGUUGGAGUAUGAGCAGAAGAGGGACAUGGAUUCAAAGAUUAAAAAGUUGGGAACAACACUUUCCAAGUUGAAGAAUGAUUUGUCAGUUGUCGAGGAGAGUGAGAAGGAACUGACAUCGAAAAUUGAGAUGAUUGACCAGGAAAUUAAGCAUUAUGACGAAGUAGUGAUGGAGUGGAAAUCCAAAGCAGAGGAGUGUGAAAAGGACAUAGAGGUAUGGAAGAAAGAGAUAUCCACUGCAACGACAAACGUUAGCAAACUUAGCCGUCAAAUAAAAUCGAAGGAGGCACAGAUUGAACAGUUAAAUUCAAAGAAACAAGAGAUUUUGAAGAAGUGUGAAUUAGAUGAUAUUAGCAUUCCUACUAUCUCUGAUCCCAUGGAUACGGAGGAGCAAACUCCUGGCCAUGUUUUUGAUUUCAGUAGACUGAGCAGAGCUUGUCAGCAGAUUACUCAACCAUCUGACAGAGAGAAACUUGAAGCAGAUUUUUCACAGAAAAUUUCUACACUUGCGUCAGAUAUUGAAAAAUCUACUCCGAAUCUGAAAGCGUUUGAUCAAUAUGAGGCUCUGCGGCAGAAAGAAGAUGCUGUUACUAAAGAAUUUGAAGAAGCGAAAAAUGAAGAGAAGAAAGUGACUGACGAGUUCAAUAGAAUUAAGAAGACAAGGUAUGAAUUGUUUAUGAAGGCUUUCGAUCAUAUAUCUGGAAAUAUAGACAAAAUUUAUAAACAACUCACCAGGAGCAAUACACACCCCCUUGGUGGAACGGCAUAUCUCAACUUGGAUAACGAGGAUGACCCAUACUUGCAUGGUAUCAAGUACACUGCAAUGCCACCAACAAAGCGCUACCGUGAAAUGGAGCAUCUAUCUGGUGGAGAGAAAACUGUUGCAGCACUUGCAUUGCUCUUUGCUAUCCACAGUUUUAGGCCUUCGCCAUUCUUCAUAUUGGAUGAAGUGGAUGCUGCGUUGGAUAAUUUAAAUGUUGCCAAGGUGGCGAGAUUCAUUAGGUCAAAAUCAUGUGGAAGCGCCCGACUUAACACGGACUCUAAUGAAGGGUAUGGCUUUCAGAGUAUUGUCAUAUCGCUUAAAGAUAGCUUUUAUGACAAGGCUGAAGCAUUGGUGGGUGUUUACAGAGAUGGUGAUAGAAGUUGCUCAAGGACGCUGACAUUUGAUAUGACAAAGUACCGGGAAUAUUAAGGCUGCUUUUUUUUGCUCAACAAUGAAUCGUUGAUGUAUAUACAUUAGAUCAGCUUAUUUGUCAGUAGCAAACAGAGAAAUAGGAACAGAUAUGGAUGGGUUAGUCUCAAUGUUGCUAAUAUUUAUCUGUUGUGCUAAAUUAAGUUUGUGAUGUAUAAUUAUCUUAUAUUUACUACUUGCGCUUAGUAUGAUUGUUAACUGCUCAAGUUUCUAUGAUAUUCGUCCAUCUCAACAGCAAAGAUAUUAAAUAAGUCCCUUGUGACAUUGGAACUGGUCUUGAAGACAAAAGAAUAAAACUUUAGGUCAUUCCG